Fusarium venenatum is the source of this 210-nucleotide messenger RNA. The record is from RefSeq and is a predicted model, not a curated record. NCBI's taxonomy places the organism in Eukaryota, Fungi, Ascomycota, Sordariomycetes, Hypocreales, Nectriaceae.
AUGCCCACAAAAAAGCAAUGGAUAAUAACAGGCGUCGUGGCGACCAUAAUAAUUUGGGGAAUCUAUUCUACUUAUCGACGAUGCAAGGCCGAAGAGAAGGAGGCUAAAAAGAAGGGGGCUAAAAAGGAACAAGUCAUGGUCGACGACGAUUCAGUGUCAAGCCUCGAGCUUACGGUACUUUCGCCACGAUGCGAACCUUCUUCCGGGUAA